GAGCUGUUUUAAUCGAUAGGCAAUUUAGUCGCUUAAUCGUCGAAUCAUCAACAAUAUGAAGCUGCUCUCGAUUGCCUUUCUAUUGGGACUUUUGGCUUUGGCUAGUGCCAAUCCCCUGAGUCCUGGCAAUGUGAUUAUAAACGGCGACUGCAAAGUUUGCAAUAUACGCGGCGAUUAGAAUGUGAAUGUCAAAAUAUGAAAUAAACCAAAGUCACUGAAACACCAAAA
Messenger RNA from Drosophila sechellia, 228 nucleotides. RefSeq names its product Bomanin Short 6 (gene BomS6). Gene Ontology annotation, biological process: defense response. NCBI's taxonomy places the organism in Eukaryota, Metazoa, Arthropoda, Insecta, Diptera, Drosophilidae. Bases 56 to 178 code for a protein of 40 amino acids. The record is from RefSeq and is a predicted model, not a curated record. The transcript is spliced from 2 exons.